GCACAAUGCUGGCGUUGGGGACGGCGUCUUCGGCCGUGCAUCUGGGCACCUCAGCUCCAGCCCAACCUCGCCUGACUUUGGGAAGCCGGCAACUGGAGCCCCGCCGUGCGCAAGGAGAAAAGAGCGAGAUGAUGAUUUGUGGCCAUGGCUUGCAGGGUCAUAAACAAAAGGAGGCAUAUGGGACUGCAACAACUGUCAUCAUUUGCAGAAACAGGAAGAACUUUCCUCGGCCCAGUAAAAUCAUCCAAAUUUAUUACAGAUGAAGAGUGUCACGAGAGUGUGCUAAUCAGUUCAAUAGUACGGCUUCUUCAAAGUUUGGAUUUAACCAGUGCAGUGGGACAACUUCUCAAUGAAGCAGUUGAAGCACACAAUAACACAUAUAGGACUGGAACCAGUACUCUUCUGUUUCUUGUUGGUGCAUGGAGCAGUGCUGCUGAAGAAUGUCUUCAUUUGGGUGUUCCCAUUUCACUGAUAGUGUCUGUAAUGUCAGAAGGCUUGAACUCUUGCAUUGAAGAGGUAGUUUCCCUUCAAGUGCCUGUCUACAAUGUGUUUGACCAUAUAGACAACACAAAGACAUUUUCUGGACUUGAAACAUUUAGUGUCAGUUUAUAUCCUUUUCUACAGAUCCCUUCAGAUACUAGUUUGAUACAGAAAGAGCAUGAUCUCAAAGAUGUUGCUUCUCAACCACUGACCAUUUACAGUCUUUCUGGAAGACCUGUUAAGUCACCUACACUCAUUAGAUCUCAGACUAAUGAUGAAAUAGAUAAAAACACAUCACAAAACCCUCAGACUCUGAAAAACAGCCUGCUUGCAGACACCCACUGCAGAAAGUCAAUACUAGUCUACAGCAGGCAUUUUAAUAGGACAGGUAAUAAUCAAUGGAUAAGCAAACCAGAUGGAUUUCUAGAACAACAUGGUGCAGCUACUCCCAGAACUUACAGAUGUAAUGAUUUGGUAGAGUUAGAGGUGGGUUUGAGUCACGGAGAUCCCAGCAGCAUGAAAUUAGUAGCAGAAGCAAUACGGCUGCAGUAUCGGAACGCAAGUGUGCGCCAAGGCAGCUGUACAAUGCCAUUUAUGUUUGACAUUUCAAGAAUCUUCACUUGCUGUUUAUCUGGUUUACCUGAAACUUUUUCUUGUGUUUGUCGAGGAUAUAUCACUGCUGUCUCAAUAUCUAGUACUGCUCUGAUCAAGGAAUUGCAGAACCAGCCUAUCCGGGUAGUUCUCAUUGAGGGUGAUCUCACAGAGAAUUAUCACCACCUGGGAUUUAAUAAGUCUACAAAUAUUAAAACAGUAUUAGAAAGCAUUAAGUUUCAACAAGACAGCUCAGAAGAACUAUGGGCAAAUUGUGUAUUACAGGUAUUAAUCAAGUUCAAUGUGAACCUUGUCCUGGCACAAGGAAAUGUAUCUGAACACUUAAUAGAAAAAUGCACACAGAGCAAGCGGUUGGUAAUUGGAUCAGUGAACAGCAAUGUGAUGCAGGCUUUUGCAGAGGCUUCAGGAGCAGUACAGGUGGCCUACAUUACACAAGUGAAUGAAAACUGUGUGGGCAAUGGGGUCCGUGUGACCUUCUGGAGAAGCAUUUCUAUGGAUGUUAUAGAUAGUAUCAACAGAAUAGCAAUCAUGUUAAAAACAGAAGGAAUUAAUUUGGUUACAGUAGUGCUCACUAGCCUAGUCACUGCACAGAUGCAAAUCAAAGAAGAUAGGUUCUGGACUUGUGCCUAUCGUCUGUAUUAUUCUUUGAGAGACCAAAAAGUCUUCCUUGGAGGUGGUGCAGUUGAAUUUUUGUGUCUUAGCCAUCUUCAAAUUCUUGCAGAACAAGCUCUGAAUAAAGGAAACCAAACCUGUUCAGGAUGGCUUCAUAAUUCUUCCUCUUGGUUGACCUCAUCUGUGGCACUAUACAGACCAACUGUGCUUAAAUGCCUGGCAAAUGGAUGGCACAAAUACCUUUCAACUCUCAUAUGUAACACUGCCAGUUGCUCAUCAGAAUUUGAAGCCAGUGUAUUGAUUCAACAUCAUCUACAAAAUGCCACAAACUCUGGUUCUCUUUCAACUUACAUCUUGAAUGAAUAUUGUAAACUAAAUAGUGGAAUUUUUAAUUCAGGCAUUUCAAGUAAACUGGAACAGAUUGCAAGAGUUUAUGAUGUUGUUACACCAAAGAUUGAGGCAUGGCGCCGAGCUUUGGAUUUAGUACUUUUGAUACUUCAGACAGACAGUGAAAUUAUUACUGGACUUGGACACACACAGAUAAAUUCCCAGGAAACAGAAGGCUUUUUAUUUUUGUAAUGUUAAUUGACUAAGUCUUUGGAAAAUAAUCUUUUGUAAUAUAUUAUGCUAAUAAUAAAUUUUCUAGUAGCAAAGUCAUAGUGCCUAAAAUGCCAGCCAUUACCAAGAAAAUAACUGAUGUAUGUCAAUAACUGUGCAGGAGCUGCUGUUUCACCCUAUUUACAAGCCGACAAGUUAGCCUGUUUCUAUUUCAUGGGAUGCUACAGAAUACAUGAGACACUUGGGUCAGAGACAAAGGACUUUUAUCACUCACAGCACAAGCAGUAGCUAGAACCUCAUAGUGGCUUGUGACAGUUCCUCAUUUCUCUAAGUCUCACAAAAGCAACACAAAGGGCCAAUGAUGGAAGCCUGCAUACAGAGCGGGUUGUGUUACAGGAGAGAAACACUAAGGUUGGAAUAUAGACUGUCUUUAUAGUAAAUAGAAACAAUCCUGUAAUUUGUCCAAGGAGAGUUGUUACCUCAUGCCUCAAGGUUGCCUAGUGUAAACAAGCCUGAGACAUGAUCUGGGUAAAGAUAAGUCAGGUCCUUGCAUUCAUGGCAUACCCAGAAAGUAUGCAGUGUCUCUCAGAGCCCACAGUGGAUAGCCUCUUCCAACAAUCCACUCUUCAACUCCACACAUUCUUGGCCAAAUUUGAAUUUUCAUGUGAGUGUGCUGCACAUUGGCUACUCUGAUUAAUCUGACAGGUUGUUUAGUCAAUACCAAAUCCAUUCAGUUGGUCUCAUACAGCAUUUAAUUAAGGCUACUGUUAACAGACUCUGAGCAGCAGGAUGAAGCCAGUCUGUAGUGUUGACCUAAGGAGAAUCUGGCAUUUCGUGAGCAUCUACAGAUUAAGCAUUUAACACCUCAAUACCAAUUAUGUAUUCACAACAGAAGCACACUGAAUUGGUCCACAGAGCCCCACCCACUGGGUCACAUCUUUUCUUCACUGCAAGAUUUGUUCUAAUCCUAUAUUUGACUUUAGUCACUUUUUCCCCCAUGGGAAUGUUUAAUGCCUGCACAUAAGGGGCUUUAACAGCUGCCAGGAGAUUAUGUUAUCUCCCUGGCUGGGGGCUCAGGAAAAAGCAGGGAGUGAGAGUGGCAGCUACAGAGGCUCUUUUUCUCUCUCUUGGCUCUACACUUCAGUGUUGGUGCCAACGUCUCUCUUGUAUACUUUCCAGUAUCUAGAGGGCACCCAGAGUCUGGGGAACCUUCCUUUCUGUCAUUAUGUACACUACUGCCUCUCAGUGUACUGCAGUCCUUGGUACCUUUGGUCACCUCGUGUCUGAUACCCACUUUCCUCAUGGGACUGGGUACAAUGGUGACUUGGGUACCUGUACCUAACAGAGCUAUAAAAGUUUAAGUCCCUUUCUUUCCCAAAGCUCCCUUUUUCUUCAAGCACCAGCAGUCAGGGUAGAUGAAAGAGGUUUGGAGGUGUGUAGAGAGAACAGCUCCAUGCCAGUAAGCCACAUGUUGUAUUUAUGUUUGGUUUUGAUCAGCUACCCAACUUGUGCUCUACAGACUUAUAUUUUCCUCAUUGCUGACAGCAUUUGUUUCAGCUUUAGGGAGCCCUUAGCAGCCACAGCCAAAUCCUUCUUCCACCCUGAAAUGAGUGUGCAAAAACCAAGACACCAUUUGAGUGUCUUGUUUUAAUCCUAUCUCUCAAUGCUUAGCCUCCAAACGUUCAUUAACAGAUAGGACAGUGAGAGGCCCCUACAACCUUCCCUCUUUUCUGCUACUUGAGUGAAAGCACUCCCUAUUGGAUCCUGAAGGGUCUUAUUUCUCUUAGCCCAGCCCACUGGGGUCCUCAUCUUUUCCAGAAAACCAUGCCUCUAUUGGCCAAAACUCUCCAGAACUGUGCAGAGUCAGAUUUUGCACUGUUUACAAGCUGACAAGUUAUUCUAUUAACAUUUCAUGGGAUACUGGCAGAAGACAUGAGACUCCUGGGUCUGAGACAAAAGGACUUUAUAGUAGCCAGAGUUCAUGUUGGUUUGUGUUGGUCCCCUGUGCUCCCAAGUCCCAUGACAUAAAGAGCUCACAAUGAAUGCCUGCCCAAGUGCUAGGUUGUGUUACAAGAGAGAAAUGCUGAGCUUACGCAAUUCACAAGUUAUAAGCAGAAAUAAGCCUGUUCUUUGUCUGGAGGGAGAUAAUACAUACUACAUCAUUCUUCCAGGUUCCUCACUGCAAACACAGCCCCGAGAAAUGACCUGAAAAAAAGCUCAAUACUAAGCAAGAACGUGCAGGGAUCCCCAGACCCAUGGCAGACUGCCUAUCCCAACAGUCUUUUCUUUUUACUACUUCACAUGAUUUAAACAGAGAAGGACUGAAUUAUGUGUAUGGGUUCUGGAAUUACAUAUUAGAAGAGCUCUGGGAAGAUAAUAAUAGUAGUAAUUAAGUUACUGAUUAUCUACCAUGUUCCAGGCACUAUUCUACAUCCUUUACAUAUCAAUUUGCUAGGGUUGCAAUAACAAAGUACCACAGACUGUAGCCUUAAGUACCUCUGCUUAAAUACCCCAUAGGUAGCCUAAACAAUAGAAAUGUAUUUUCUCACAUUUUUGGAGGUUGUAAGUGAGAUCAAGGUGUUGGCAGCGUUAGUUUCGUCUGAGGCCUCUCUCCUUGACUUGUAGGUGGCUGUCUUCCCUGUGACUUCACAUCUCCCCUCUGUGCCUGUCUGUGUCCAAAUUUCCUCUUGAGAGGAUCCCAGUCAUAGUGGGUUAAGGUCCUUCCCUAAUGACCUUGUUCUAACUUAAUUGCCUCCUUAAAGACCCAAUUUCCUAAUAUAGUCAGCUUUUGAGGCACUGGGGAUUAGGAUUCAUUCGAAUUUGGGGGACACAAUUCAGCUCCUAAGAUAUAUUAUCCCAGUGUUUGCAACAUGUUUUUUCCAUUGUAUAGGUGAGGAAAUGGGCUUCAUAAGGUUAAGAAGCUUGCCCGAUGUCUCACAGCUAGUUGGCAGUAGAGCUGAAAUUUGAAACUAAAAUUUUAUAUGGCUCCAAAACCUGUAUUUCUAAGCAUUGAUUGUGAUAUUAAGCUUUUUCUGUAAGGUAACAACAAAAGAAGAAAAGAAUGUCUGGUUUAUUUAUAGGCUGAUAUAAAUGUACUAGAAAGUGUGAUUUGAUUAUCCUCAUGUCUGGGUGAGAGAAUAUCAUUUUUGAUUUGGUGAUUGUUUUAAAUGAAAACUUGGCACAAAUAAGCAUUCCUGUUUUAUGUAAUGUCUUUGUUAAAAGUUAGAAUGGUAACACUGAUGGUUGAACUGUUUUUUAAAAUAAAGUGUUAUUUCACUUGGGUAGAUAUUGACAUUUCCACUCUCCCUCAGUUAACAGUUAGCUUUUAUUAAAAUAUUGCAAGGAUUGUGAAUUCCACUAAUAUUAACACAGGUGCUUAGCAUACCUUAUGUAGUAGGUUUUUUUUUUUCAAACUUGGUAUUUGCAUGUAUUAGUACUAUUAAAUAUUUAGUGAAGUGUUGUAAUAAAUAAUUUUCUUUGAAACUAGAA
Messenger RNA from Manis javanica (Malayan pangolin), 5751 nucleotides. RefSeq names its product Bardet-Biedl syndrome 12 (gene BBS12). The record is from RefSeq and is a predicted model, not a curated record. NCBI's taxonomy places the organism in Eukaryota, Metazoa, Chordata, Mammalia, Pholidota, Manidae. Gene Ontology annotation, biological process: photoreceptor cell maintenance; chaperone-mediated protein complex assembly. Gene Ontology annotation, molecular function: ATP binding.